Molecule: messenger RNA, 942 nt
Organism: Scedosporium apiospermum
Lineage: Eukaryota; Fungi; Ascomycota; Sordariomycetes; Microascales; Microascaceae
Exons: 3
Coding region: 1-942 (313 amino acids)
Source: RefSeq, a predicted model, not a curated record
AUGGAAGACAUCCAAACCGACCUCCAAGCCCUAGAGGGCAACCUCACGGACCUCAUGGGGCCCGUUUUCAGAGUACUCAAGGCAACGCUGGAAUACCCGGCAAAGCCCGAGGUCAAGGCGUCCAAGCUCGCCGAUGAUGUGACAUUCUUCACCAAGGGGGAUAACGGAGACGCAGUCCUUUGGCAGGUCUGGUGGGUUAUAUUCGACAUCGCGAGCGUAGUCCCGCCCGACCACGCGUGGCAGGAUAGUCUCGUUCAGUGCCUUAGCCUCCUCCGCGAGCGGGACGAAGUCAUUACGCCGAAGAUAGAGGGCGCACCAACGUUCAAGGACCUACCAGGCCUAUCACUAGCAGCUAUUGAGAAAUUUGACGCCUACGAUCCCUCCUUCGUUGGAAUCGAGAGCCCAAAUCUAGCCCACUGGAAGAACCUCCAGUCAUUCUUUGCGCGGCUCACUCACACCGGCAUCAUCCGGCAGCUCAACUUCGCUAUCUGGGAAAUCCGGGAGACUAUCGAAGGAGACGAAGCCCAGACGCUGAAGGGCGCCGAGCUGGAGUGCCACCUCUGGGCCGUCAGCGAGUGGCUCGCGCGCUGCACCAAGGAGAUAUUCGAGCUGAUGAGCUGGAAGGACGAGGUCAAGGAGUCGGAGGCGCAGUCGCUGAGGACGGGGAAGUUGUGCGAGGGCGUUGCGCCGUUGAGUUUGGAGAGGUGGGAGUUCUGGAGGAAGAGGUUGGCUGAUAUUGCUGCUGAUCGCGGUAGUCUGGAACUCGGAGAUUCUGUCGUUGAGCGGAUAGCCGAGGUCUUGAGGAGAAUGGACGCCAUCGAUGGUCGCCGCGCAGCCGAGUCCGUGGUUCAGGCUGGGAGCAGUGAGAAGCCCCAAGGAGAGAAGGUUGGGAGUGAUGGCGCUGAGGGUGCCGAGGCUAAGAAUCUCAAGGCUUCUGAUUAG